GCGUGGGUGCCACACACGAGGAGACCAUGCCCCAGCAGAAAAUGCCGCCCAACAACGCCCAGUUGCUACGACUGGCACCAGGCAGCAUAUGGGACUUCUUCCUGAUAGAGGGCGACAACAAACCAGUGGAGGCCGCGGCAGAAGGAGAGAUCCGCAACGCGGAGGAGGUCAAGAGCAUGGGCAGCAAGGAGAUGGGAUCCCCACACCACCGCACGGAGGCAAACUUCUUCCUGGAGCUUGCCAAGAGCGACCAGAUUGGCGGCGAGGCGAAGGACAUACUCACGCAGUUUGCGGAGCUGAUCGAGGUGAUGAACCAGGAGGAUUUCACGGACAUGCUAUCAUACUUUCGAGUAACGAAAGCAGACGUGGAGCCAGCUCAAACGCAGAAAUGGAAGAUCCAGAUCAUGUUCAACUCCCUGAGCCCGUCGCCAUGGACGCAGAAGCUGAAGGACGAUGCCAACGCGCUGAGAGUCGGCAACGAGAAAGCGGAGAUCGAGUUCGGCACCUUCGGAGUGCAGGAUCUGCGGCAGGCCACCUGCCGCGCCCUCAAGGCGAUGCAGGCCCAGCAGAUCUUCGGAGAGCCUCCGCCGUCGGAGCUCGAGAGACAGCUGCAAGCAACGCCCCAAGAGCGCCAGCAGCAAGCACAGUAG
Messenger RNA from Prorocentrum cordatum, 650 nucleotides. NCBI's taxonomy places the organism in Eukaryota, Dinophyceae, Prorocentrales, Prorocentraceae. The record is from the annotation of a GenBank genome assembly.